AUGUCUGACACAUCUAGACUCUGCACCGUCGAACUUCUCCAGUCUUGGAAAUGCGGGGAAGCCCAACAACAUUGUCCCCUUCGCUGGGCUAUCUACGUCGAAACCAGCCCUGGUAUAGGGAACAUCUAUCAGAUCAUCGGGAACUCCGAUAACUAUGCCAUCGAUGUCGGACGCAACCAGCCUCUCGAAAGGGACUUGUACGAUCGUUUUAGUAUUGGAACAGUCACCUUGGAGGAGCUCGGCGAAAUGGAGGUAAUCCUCGAAACAGUUGGGAUCGUGCGCAAUGUUCCCAGUUGGAACAACAAUGAUUGGAUUAUAUCCGCCCUGGGCACUCUCUCGCAGUCAAAGCUGUCAGGCAUCAUGCCGAAAACUAGAUUGGCUAGGAAUCGAACAUCUGAUGGAAUUUGUGGGUGGCAAUCUUGCAGGUGUAGCGGGCACUCGCGUUAA
Molecule: messenger RNA, 447 nt
Organism: Suillus plorans
Lineage: Eukaryota; Fungi; Basidiomycota; Agaricomycetes; Boletales; Suillaceae
Exons: 1
Coding region: 1-447 (148 amino acids)
Source: RefSeq, a predicted model, not a curated record